CCUGUAUCGCGGUGCAUAACUUCAACACUCCAACACCUACUGUCACAUUGCGCUCUGGACUCUACACUGAAAAGAUUGCCAGACCCUUAACGUACAUCAUGGAUUUGAAACUAUUGGCGGUAAUGGCUGUGCUCGCGGUGGCGACGUACACUCCUGUCUCACAAGCUAAGCCCAUCAGUCUGGUUGAGAGGUGUUGGUGUCGUUCUACAGUGAACACCGUCUCCCAGCGCAACAUCCGAGAACUGAAAUUUCUACACACACCUAACUGCCCAUUCCAAGUGAUUGCCAAACUGAAGAAUCAGAAGGAGGUGUGUAUCAACCCUGAGACCAAGUGGCUGCAGCAGUACCUGAAGAACGCCCUCAACAAGUUGAAGAGGUCCAAGCAUAUUAAAUAGACAACGGGCAGGAAGACCUGUCAACAGAUAUGAAACGUGAGAUGCGUUACGCGAACAUGUAGUCUUCUGACGCACAUGCU
This is a messenger RNA of Esox lucius (northern pike), 475 nucleotides long. It is a transcript of the gene cxcl12a, whose product is annotated as chemokine (C-X-C motif) ligand 12a (stromal cell-derived factor 1). Gene Ontology annotation, molecular function: chemoattractant activity; chemokine activity. Gene Ontology annotation, cellular component: extracellular region. The transcript has 4 exons. The record is from RefSeq and is a predicted model, not a curated record. NCBI's taxonomy places the organism in Eukaryota, Metazoa, Chordata, Actinopteri, Esociformes, Esocidae. Gene Ontology annotation, biological process: immune response; positive regulation of cell migration; defense response. Bases 99 to 395 code for a protein of 98 amino acids.